Molecule: messenger RNA, 2195 nt
Organism: Syzygium oleosum
Lineage: Eukaryota; Viridiplantae; Streptophyta; Magnoliopsida; Myrtales; Myrtaceae
Product: protein KTI12 homolog
Exons: 1
Coding region: 1052-2011 (319 amino acids)
Source: RefSeq, a predicted model, not a curated record
CCGCAGGCGACGAUGCUCCGGCGGCGGCGAUAAGCUCCGGCCAAGAUUCGGCGACAGUUUCGCGUUGGACGGGAGAGGAGGGGGAAGCUUCUCCGCGGUGAAGUCAAUAUAGAUCGAGAAUCUGAACGAGAAGAAGCGAACUGAAGCGGCGGAGAGGAAUGGGGACUAAGCGGGGAUCGGGGAGAUUCGCUCGGUGACGGAAGGCUUGUCGUCGGAUGCACUCUUCCUCUUUAGCCCCAGAAACGAAACUGCGGUCUGCUGUCUCUUCUCCAGCGCCCCCCCCGGUACAGCUCUCGGCCAUUUCUUUUUGUUUUUCCUUGGCUUAUGCAGAUUGCGCUGCGAAUUCUUGCUGUUUGACUUGGGGUUUAUGAGUGGAUCAUUCUCUCUAUUUGCCGAAACUGAUACGUGUCCGAUGAUAAUUGCGAUGCUGCUUUGUGUUCUUGGGUGGGUUACAGAUUACUGAAACCGAUUGGCGAGAAAUUCCUGUCCUUUCAUCUAGUCGCAGGUUCUUUGUUUUUCUCUUCUUUUAAUUAUUCAGAAAUCUGGUCCGUAAACUUGGCUGAGAUGUCCCUCGGAGAUUGGUUUCCUGAUUCUUAUCAACCCGUUGGCAAUUCAGUAUGUAUUGCGAUGCACCCAAGAUCUGUGAAGUCGUUACCCUGUUGAUGUUCAUCCUAAAUGUUGUGUCACUGUUAGCUACAAGAACGGUGAAGAUGAAGAUGAGCUCUGCUCGUUAGAAGUAGUUUAGUGUUUAGGGAUCCGGGGGAGCAACAGUGCUGUGGCCGUCUCUUGGAAUAUCAUCCAUUUCGAAGAGAAUUGCGCUGCAGCACUAUCGCCAUCGAUUUGCAUGUUUAUGGUUAACUCUACAUGGAGUUUAUCUAUCUCUUUUAACAAAUUCUCAAGUAGAAGUCGAAUAAUCUCUGUUAAAUGCCGUGAGACAUUGUUUUUUGUAGUUUAGGAUCACUUGUGCCUCUUGUUUCUAGCAUAAACAAACGCCCGAGAGAAAGCGAGGUAUUUGUUGCUUAAGUGGGUCAAAGCCCUAAUAGUUUGAACUAUGAGCAGGAAGCACUUCCCUGAGAAGACCCAUCUAAGCAUCGAUUCGCAGAUGGCAUUGGUUGUGAUCUGCGGGCAGCCAUGCAGCGGGAAGUCGACAGCUGCGCUUUGCCUUGCUGAAGCCCUCAAGGAGUCAGAAGCGAAACCCAUUGUUAGGAUAAUUGAUGAAGGGUCCUUCCACCUCGAUCGCAAUCAGAGCUAUGCCGAUAUGCCUGCCGAGAAGAAUUUAAGAGGAGUCCUCCGGUCUGAAGUGGACAGGUCAUUGUCGAAGGAAGACAUCGUCAUAGUCGAUUCUUUGAACAAUAUCAAGGGCUACAGGUAUGAGCUCUGGUGCUUGGCUCGCGCUGCCGGUAUAAGGUACUGCAUUCUGUUCUGCGAUGCGGAGGAAACAUGUUGUCGAAGGUGGAACGAGGAGCGCAGGGAAAAGGGAGAAGCUGCAUAUGAUGAUAAGAUUUUUGAGGAUCUGGCAAGAAGAUUCGAGAGGCCAGACAGAAGAAACCGUUGGGAUUCUCCUUUGUUUGAACUAUGGCCGCAUAAAGAGGGAGUGACUAAUUCUUCUGCUGCCAUCGCAGAGGCUAUUUCAUACUUGACGAAAAAGGUGGACUCGAAAUCCCGAGACGUCAAGGUUUUGCAGCCGACUAUUGCCACGCAGAAUGCGCGGUUUUCGGAAGCAAAUUCGCUUUACGAGCUGGACAGGGCGACGCAGGAGGUGAUCAGCGCAAUCGUGGAAGCACAAGCCCUGGCCCUGGGAGGGCCUUCAAAUGGGAUCUCUGUUGGUGUAGGAUUGCCGACUAUUACCAUUUCAAGAUCCGUUGGGCUGCCGGAACUACGGAGGCUCCGACGAACUUUCAUUAAGUUGACGGGGCAAACGAGUUUAAGCGGGCGACCGCCGCCUUCCGAUGCAGAGAGCACCAAGCGGAUGUUUGUAGAUUAUUUGAACCGGGAACUAGGUGCUGCUUGAACCCGAACAGUCCGAUACGAGCAAAUUUCACAAUUUUGUUUCUUCUGGAGUUGUUUUUCAAGUAAUCUUCUAGGUUGGUAACUUGUUAAUGGCUGUGCUCUAAUGAGUAACUAUUUGCUGAGAAUGUAUACUUGGAUGUCUUGUUUUGGCAUUGGAUGAAGCAAAAUGUGAGUUUGUGCACGAA